Miscanthus lutarioriparius is the source of this 1020-nucleotide messenger RNA. The record is from the annotation of a GenBank genome assembly. NCBI's taxonomy places the organism in Eukaryota, Viridiplantae, Streptophyta, Magnoliopsida, Poales, Poaceae.
AUGCUUGUCUCCUUGGCCCUGUUGUUGUUCUUGUUGUGCCAUGGAACCGGCAAAGUCGACGGCCACAGCAGUGACAUGCUCGCGCUGCUCCAUUUCAAGAUGCCCAUCAUCGCCGCCGCCAGUGAUCCGAACGGAGCCCUGAAGUCGUGGAACGAGAAGCACCCCGUUUUGCCGGUGGGACGGCGUUUUCUGCACCCGGAAGCACCCCAGGCGUGUGAUAGCGCUGAUGUGGUAGCAAAUUGUUCUAAUUUAAGGACGAUAGACCUCUACCAUAACAACCUAGUUGGUGAAAUCCCCCUCAAACUGGGUCUCCUUUCCAAUCUUGUGGUCUUACGGCUUUCACGGAACAGGCUGUCAGGAAUGGUACCCCGAACCAUCAGCAACACCAGUCAUAUAGAGAAGAUCGCUCUGUCAUAUAAUCAGCUGACGGGAAACAUUCCUGGCGAGCUGGGGCAAUUGCUGGAUUUGUCCUACUUAGCCCUCGGUGGGAAUAACCUGUCCGGUGGCAUACCACACUCUCUUCUUAACAAGUCAUCUCUUCAGGUACUCGCCAUGGAAAGCAAUAGGGUGGGAGGGACGCUGCCGCCUAGCAUUGGCGAUGCCCUCCCUGAUCUCCAAAUGCUUGUCCUGGGACGGAACCUGCUUCGAGGUUACAUCCCAGCAUCCCUAGGCAAUGCUUCCAAUCUAAUGUUAGUAGAUUUGUCAUCUAACAAUUUCGCUGGUACGGUUGGAGAAUGGAUCCGGAAGCUGAUGAACCUAACAUAUCUGCAUCUCAAUGACAACAACCUUAUGGGCCAAAUCCUCUCCUCUGUUACUAAUAAUACUCAGCUGACAUUGCUAAAUCUGAAGAAUAACUACUUCGUUGGGUCAAUCCCCUCCUCUGUUAGCAAUCGUAGUCAGUUGAGCUUCCUAUCUCUUGCUAACAACAGCUUCACCGGGUCAAUCCCGUCCUCUAUUAGCAAUCUUAGUCAGCUGAGUACACUAUCUCUAGCCAACAACUUCCAAGGUAUCGUACCUUAA